Galleria mellonella (greater wax moth) is the source of this 635-nucleotide messenger RNA. It is a transcript of the gene RpS16, whose product is annotated as 40S ribosomal protein S16. Gene Ontology annotation, cellular component: cytosolic small ribosomal subunit; ribosome. Bases 81 to 536 code for a protein of 151 amino acids. Lineage: Eukaryota; Metazoa; Arthropoda; Insecta; Lepidoptera; Pyralidae. Gene Ontology annotation, biological process: maturation of SSU-rRNA from tricistronic rRNA transcript (SSU-rRNA, 5.8S rRNA, LSU-rRNA); translation. The transcript has 5 exons. Gene Ontology annotation, molecular function: RNA binding; structural constituent of ribosome. The record is from RefSeq and is a predicted model, not a curated record.
AAUACUAGCUCUCUGCUAAAAAAAAAUUGUCAGCAUUUAUUCAUUCAAUUCCAUCAAUCAUUCUUUCUUUCUCUGUCAAAAUGGCGGCCGUGCAAGAGGCGAGACGUGAACCUAUCCAGGCCGUCCAAGUAUUCGGACGUAAAAAAACUGCCACAGCAGUUGCAUACUGCAAGCGUGGCCGUGGGGUGCUUCGGGUGAAUGGUCGCCCAUUGGAUCUUGUGGAGCCCCGUCUCCUCCAAUACAAAUUGCAGGAGCCUAUCUUAUUGCUUGGAAAGGAAAAGUUCUCUGGCGUUGAUAUCAGAGUGACUGUCAAGGGUGGUGGUCAUGUGGCACAGGUGUAUGCAAUCAGACAAGCCAUCUCGAAGGCACUCAUCGCAUUCUAUCAAAAAUAUGUAGACGAGGCGUCAAAGAAGGAGAUCAAAGACAUUCUCGUUCAAUAUGACAGGAGUUUGCUAGUAGCCGAUCCUCGUCGCUGCGAAGCCAAGAAGUUCGGUGGUCCAGGUGCCCGCGCCAGAUACCAGAAAUCUUACCGAUAAUACCUAUGCGUUUAUCAUCGAGUGGUAUCACACUGGAUUGUUGUCUCUCAGUGCGAUAUCAUUGGGUGUUUUUAAAAUAAUAAAAAAUCAUAAAAACAG